Messenger RNA from Paraphaeosphaeria sporulosa, 2848 nucleotides. RefSeq lists its product as uncharacterized. The record is from RefSeq and is a predicted model, not a curated record. NCBI's taxonomy places the organism in Eukaryota, Fungi, Ascomycota, Dothideomycetes, Pleosporales, Didymosphaeriaceae. The transcript is spliced from 2 exons. Gene Ontology annotation, cellular component: equatorial microtubule organizing center; spindle pole; centrosome. The coding region runs from base 119 to 2728 and encodes 869 amino acids. Gene Ontology annotation, biological process: meiotic cell cycle; microtubule nucleation; spindle assembly. Gene Ontology annotation, molecular function: gamma-tubulin binding; microtubule minus-end binding.
GUGGCUGCGAGCCGCCGGCGGGGCGGAACCGACGCCCCGAAACAACACGCGUCGCACGCGCACUGCGCAUCGCCACAGCUGCCCGCCGCGUCCCGUGCAAGAGACGGCGCAGGCCCAGAUGGCGCAGCAUGCAAGAGUGGCUGCCCUGACCGACGAGCUGGUCCACUCCAUCCUCAACUUCGACCCCGCCGCCAACAAGCGCGCGUACCGGCACGCCAAGGACAUCGCCAAACAAGGCCUGCGCGCCCACGAGUAUGCCCGGACAAACCCGUUCGACGUCCGCACCACCUUUGCUGGCUUGGACGAAAAGUUUCGCGUGCUGAACCGCGACGAUCUGGCCGAUGCACUGGACGGGCGCCUCAAGGAGCUCAGCGCCAGACCCGGCAAGUGGAUUCCAGACUGCCUGUCGCUCCUGCUUCAGCUCUCGGAUCGACCCACGGAGAAUUCCCGCAUCGAGGCCCUCGAGCUGCUGCGCCCGCCUACACCCCUGCCCGAGUUGACCUGGAACGAGAUCCUGCAACAUGAUCCUUACAGUGACGACGAAAUCUGGAAAGACAUCGACUACGGCGCCGACUCGUCCGAGGACGACUUGCUGCCAGCGAAGAGAGACGUCGCAAAGCCUCCGCCCCCGACAGCUGUGGACCAUGACGGCACGUGCCAUCCUCAAACCUGCCUUGUCGCCGUGGAUGCGACUGCUGUCGACAGGUUAGAAGACGCACAGUUUUGGAAACACGAAGCAGAACCAGACCAUGGAAAGAUUGACAUUACCGAGCUCCAAGCCAUCAGGGAAACCCUCUUUAUGCUCGCUGGUCUACCGACUUCUUUGUUCCAUGCUGAUAGGCGUGUGGGACUCGAGUACGAACUCCGCCACACCUUGACCAGGACGACAAUCCAUCUACUCGCAGAGUUGAGCGACACAGGUCGCGCCAUCCACCAACUGCGGCACUGGCUAAAACGACCGUCGUCACUGCCGCUCGUUCAGACUUUCGAGGCUGCGGUCUCGAAACGAUUGCUAGAAUACCAUCAGGCGCUCGCUCGUCUUCAGCAGAAGUACCUAGUGCCCGAAAACUCUACUACCGUGAGUCUGUUGGAACUACACAACAACGUGAGGGCCCUUUCUCGACCUAUGCUACGCUUAGCCCAAAUAGUGGCAGAGAUUGAACCCCAGCUGCUCAUCAACCCUUUCAUCCACCUCGAGAUCCUUUUCGACCAGGUCAGUCUCGCACAGAUGACACUUGAGCACGAUAUCUUCCGCUUCCUGUCGCACAUCUUCUUUGAGUGUCUCCAGACCUACUUGAAGCCUAUGCGUAAGUGGAUGGAGAAUGGCGAGCUUGGUCUGAACGACGAGACCUUCUUCGUCUUCGAGGACGAUUCUGGUAGUGAGGCGUCUUCCCUAUGGCACGAUCGAUUUGUGCUUCGCCGCGGUCAAGAGCACAAGCUGCGCUCGCCAGCUUUCCUUGAGCCUGCGGCGCAAAAGAUCUUCAACACCGGUAAAAGUGUAGUAUUCCUCAAAGAGCUGGGUUUACAUACCUCUCGUCUACCCGCAAUCGCUGAAGAGCCUCGUCUGGACCACGAAGCAGUCUGUGGCAGCUUCGUUGAUCUGCCGCUCUCACCUUUCUCAGAGCUUUUUCAGGCAGCGUUCCAAACGUGGAUUGAAAGCAAAUACUCGCUGGCUUCGAACGUGCUCCGAGAAUACAUCUUCAACGAUUGUGCCCUCAUCCAGACUCUGGACAGCUUUAGGUUCAUGUACCUUAGUGCCAACGGCUCCGUCUUUCAAGAAUUCGCUGAUGCCAUCUUCGAGCGAAUGGAUGUUGGUCAGCGCACCUGGAACGAUCGCUUCCUUCUCACCGAGCUUGCUCGCGGCAUCUUCAGUGCGGAAUUAGACAGUUCUCAGUCCGAGCGUAUCAUCGUCCGCUCUCUGCGCAAGAGCUCCAAGUCCCUCUCUGCUUCUGUCAAAGUGCUCUCGCAUGUUUUGCUUGAUUAUGCCCUACCCUGGCCCAUCAUGAACAUCAUCCAGCGGUCGUCGAUUCCCAUCUAUCAGCAAAUUUUUACCUUCCUUCUGCAAUGCUAUCGUACGAAAUAUCUUCUACAGCGCAUCUCACCGCAAAGUAUCCGCGAGCUCAAGGACAGCCGGCUGCGCCAGCUAAGUUAUAAGCUCCGCCAGCGGUUGAUCUGGCUGGCCGACGUCUUGCGCUCGUACUUGACCGGAACCGUCAUUGAUCCUUGUUUUGCGGACAUGAGAGCUGUGAUGAGCAAGGCAGAGGAUAUCGAUGAGAUGUCGGCUAUUCACAUGAAUUAUGUCGCUCGAUUGCAGGACCAGGCCUUACUCUCCGAAAAACUGAAGCCUAUCCACAAAGCUAUGCUCUCGUUGCUGGACCUUGCAGCUCCCUAUUCACAGCAACACGCAAGUCUAGGGUCUAUCGAUCCGAGAUCGAUGCGCCAACGCAACACUGAAAAGAUUAAGUCCCGUCGCAAGUCCAUCUUACCCAUAAAGUUAGAAGAAGAAGAUACUGAUAGUAGUAAUGCCUGUGACGACGAGGUAAGCGCUGAGUCGGAUUUGCCGAUUGCGUCUGAGCAGGAUGUGGUGCUUGGAGGUAUCGAUAAAGAGUUCGGACGGUUGCUCCCGUUCGUGACGGCGGGAUUGAGAAGUGUGGGACGCGUGGGUGCGGAGCCCGUUUGGGAGAUGCUUGCCGAUAGGCUCGAAUGGGAAGGAGGAUGUGGUCAAUGAUAUCAACUAAAGACGCAUUUAGCAGGCUCAUAGGCAUUACAUGGCCGCUGUUUAGAAACAUGUCUGUGGGCGAUGUUUACCCGGGCAAAGGCUUCGGUAGCAGCGUGUCUUUCGUAGUCC